AUGUCUAAAGCUUCAAAUGCAGAACGAAAAAGAAGGAGAUUUGAAGUGGAAUGGGAAGGUGUACAUGAUGAUCUACGGACUCGAGUGCUUAUGUCGGAAAACUAUCCAACUGCUCGCUAUCGCAUGCUACUUAUAUCGGCCAUACGAAAGGAUAUCUGCGAUGAGUUUAAGCAGUUACUCGAACUGCAAAUGAAGAUUAAAUUUGGUGAAUACGACGAUGCGAUCAAUUUUCUUAAUGAAGUGAUGCGGGAUAAUCGCGAUUUCAUCUACAAAGUUAUCGAAAUGGUUGCCGAUGAGUACACACAAAGAGGAGUGGAAGAUAUGGAAAGAUUCGGAUGCUUCUUUCAUCACUACGAAUUGGAUCAGUGUGUGGCACUGUUCAGAAAAGCGGCAGAUGCCAAUCCGAGUAAAGCUUGUCCGAUGCUGCUUGCUUUUUUAGCGAUGCGUCCUCAAGCAUUCAAUGCUGUUUCUGGAUUUCUUAUGGAAACGUUACGCAAAUCAUCGGAGCCUCCUCAUGGUCUGGUUGUAUUUGGGAAUUCGCUACUAACCAUGAAUUUUGGAAAUCUGAUGCCGGAUGAUAUUCUAUUUGUAUGUGACGCUAUACUACGUUCAGCGUUUCGCGACUCUGUCACCAACGUAGCCGGUGACAAUAGAGACACCAGAAAAAAAUGCGACCGUAUCGCUAACAAGUUCAUCGGGCUCACCUAUACGUUCUUCGCUGCUGUCAGCGCUAAACUGGGACUCCCUAUAUUUGGAGCGAAAGUUGAAAGAUCAGGCGUGUUGCUGGAGAAAUUAGUCGCAAAUCUACCGGAUAAAUGGUCACCACCCGUGAUGCAAGUGGUCGCAUACGCUCUGUGUAUUGCCAGAUUGAAAAUGCCGUCGCUUACGUUUAACUUGUUUCUGACCCUUUGGCUACCAUCGUUCAAAGGAACACGCCAAAAAGAACUAAAACUGGAGUUCGAGCCAAGCAAAAGUUUCAUAGGUCAUGGAGUUCUGAAUAAUGUUGCUACUUUAUGUUCCAAACUGUCACCAUCAUCUCCAGAAUUCCAGCAAUGCUCUCGUGUGGCAGGAGAAAUCGAGAUUUCGCAUUUGGUCUUACUAGCUUACCUUUACACUCGACAGUACGGGGAGUGCGUCGAAUUCACUUCAUCGCAACAAACAAAAGAUACCGAAGACAACCGUCAUCUUCUUGCAGCACAAUUCGCGGCCCAUUUCCAGCUCGGGAAUAUAAAGAAGACGUUGGAAUCUGCACUGAAUUUACUACCUGUUGUCAUCAAAAAUGAAUGGUUUUCAGUGGACCGUGCUGUUGUCGAUGGCGGAAUCAACAUGGAGACACCUUUCUGGUUCAUUCGAUACACUUCCGCUGGUCAUUGGCUUAUAAGUUUGCUAUUACGAACUCUUCGAUUGUUGUUAACGGAAACAAGCGAAGAUAUGUUGAUAUGCACACUGAUGGUGCUUUCACAAGUGGAUUUUGGUACCGUUGCGUUUACGACAUUCAAUGAGGCAAUUUCUAUAGCCGAGAACAAGAAAACCUUCAAAUGUGCCGGUAUCCUCGAUUUCGUCUCAAAUCCUGCAGUCAUUGACCGACUAGCAUUUUUAGCUUCAACACGACCAGAAUGUUUUUCUUCGGAAUCAAGUGAAAACAAAGAAAGCGAAAUUCUACAUGUGGUCGAGACGCGUCUAAAUGCUGUCAAUGAAAGCGAUAAAAUCAAGUCAUCUUUAUACUUUUUAGCAAAAGCAGGCAAUGAUCUUCUUAAGAUCAUCCAAACCUCAUAG
Messenger RNA from Necator americanus (New World hookworm), 1776 nucleotides. RefSeq lists its product as uncharacterized. Lineage: Eukaryota; Metazoa; Nematoda; Chromadorea; Rhabditida; Ancylostomatidae. The record is from RefSeq and is a predicted model, not a curated record. The coding region runs from base 1 to 1776 and encodes 591 amino acids. The transcript is spliced from 17 exons.